Messenger RNA from Temnothorax curvispinosus, 2522 nucleotides. RefSeq lists its product as uncharacterized. The record is from RefSeq and is a predicted model, not a curated record. Lineage: Eukaryota; Metazoa; Arthropoda; Insecta; Hymenoptera; Formicidae. The transcript is spliced from 3 exons. The annotation marks the transcript as partial.
UGAACAGUAUGGUUUUAGUUAACAGACGGUUUCACAAUUAAUUUCACAAGAUGCGGAUUUCACUUCCUGUGCUCCUGUGCCUUACUUUGGCUGCCUGCAGAAACAUAGACUAUCAGGAUGACUUUGCCAUGGGUGAACGACAAGAAGGCGAUUGCCUCAUUUCUAAUAGAACUAUUUUCAAGCCUUCCAUUUCUGGGAAAUCCAUGAUAGCAACGAUCGGUGUAAGUGCCCCAAAAAAUGGAUAUCUCACUUUUGUUAAAAUCACAAAUUUAAGAGAUCAACAGACAAAAGUUGUACCAAAGAAACUUAGUCAAACAAAAGUAGUAAUGUUCGUAAUAGGAAAGCGCGGGGAAGGAAUGCAUGUACGCGUGGAAGGUUAUGCAAAAAGCAUUUUAACAACACCUGCUCCAAGCACGACUACUACUGAACCUAAUGAUGAAGACAACAGCAAAUCUAGUAGCGAAGAAAGUAAAAGCACAUCUGAAAGUAGCAAAGAAAGUAAAAGCACAUCUGAAAAUAGCGAAGAAAGUAAAAGUACAUCUAAAAGUAGCGAAGAAAACAAUGGCGAGGGAAACAACGCAUUAAACAACGGAAAUGGAAAUAAUUCAGCAGAAGGUGGCGAUGGAGGAAAUAGCGCACCCAAUGGUGGGGAUAGAAACAACAAUUCAGCCGAAGGUGGCGAUGGAGGAAAUAGCGCACCCGAUGCUGGGGAUGGAAACAACAACUCAGCCGAAGGUAGCGAUGGAGGAAACAGCGCACCCAAUGCUGGGGAUGAAAACAACAAUUCAGCCAAAGGUGACGAUGGAGGAAAUAGCGCACCCAAUGCUGGGGAUGGAAACAACAAUUCAGCCGAAGGUGGCGAUGGAGGAAAUAGCGCACCCAAUGCUGGGGAUGGAAACAACAAUUCAGCCGAAGGUGAUGAUGGAGGAAAUAGCGCACCCAAUGCUGGGGAUGGAAACAACAAUUCAGCCGAAGGUAGCGAUGGAGGAAAUAGCGCACCCAAUGCUGGGGAUGGAAACAACAAUUCAGCCGAAGGUGACGAUGGAGGAAAUAGCGCACCCAAUGCUGGGGAUGGAAACAACAAUUCAGCCGAAGGUGGCAAUGGAGGAAAUAGCGCACCCAAUGCUGGGGAUGGAAACAACAAUUCAGCCGAAGGUGGCGGUGGAGGAAACAGCGCACCCAAUGCUGGGGAUGGAAACAACAAUUCAGCCGAAGGUGAUGAUGGAGGAAAUAGCGCACCCAAUGCUGGGGAUGGAAACAACAAUUCAGCCGAAGGUGGCGAUGGAGGAAAUAGCGCACCCAAUGCUGGGGAUGGAAACAACAAUUCAGCCGAAGGUGGCGGUGGAGGAAACAGCGCACCCGAUGCCGAGGAUGAAGACAACAACUCAGCCGAAGGUGGCAAUGGAGGAAAUAACGCACCCGAUACUGAAGAUGGAAACAGCAAUUCAGCCGAAAGGGGCGAUGGAGGAAAUAGCGCACCCAAUGGUGGGGAUGGAAACAACAAUUCAGCCGAAGGUGGCGAUGGAGGAAAUAGCGCACCCAAUGCUGGGGAUGGAAAUAACAAUUCAGCCGAAGGUGACGAUGGAGGUAAUAGCGCACCCAAUGCUGGGGAUGGAAACAACAAUUUAGCCGAAGGAGGCGAUGGAGGAAAUAGCGCACCCAAUGCUGGAGAUGGAAACAACAAUUCAGCCGAAGGUGGCGGUGGAGGAAACAGCGCACCCGAUGCCGAGGAUGAAGACAACAACUCAGCCGAAGGUGGCGAUGGAGGAAACAGCGCACCUAAUGCCGGGGAUGAAAACAACAACUCAGCCGCAGCUGGCGAUGGAGAAAACAGCGCACCCAAUCCUGGGGAUGGAAACAACUCAGCCAAAGGUGGCAAUGGAGAAAACAGCGCACCCGAUGCCGGGGAUGGAAACAACAAUCCGGCCGAAGGUGGCGAUGAAGGAAACAGCGCACCCGAUGCCGGGGAUGGAAACAACAAUUCGGCCGAAGGUGGCGAUGGAGGAAAUAGCGCACCCAAUGCUGGGGAUGGAAAUAACAACUCAGCCGAAGGUGGCGAUGGAAGAAACAGCGCACCCGAUGCCGGUGAUGAAGACAACAACUCAGCCGAAGGUGGCGAUGGAGGAAACAGCGCACCUGAUGCCGGGGAUGGAAACAACAACUCAGCCGAAGCUGGCGAUGGAGAAAACAGCGCACCCAAUCCUGGGGAUGGAAACAACAAUUCAGCCGAAAAUGGCGAUGGAGGAAACAGCGCACCCAAUGCUGGGGAUGGAACCAACUCAGCCGAAGGUAGCGAUGGAGGAAACAGCGCACCCGAUGCCGGGGAUGGAAACAACAAUUCGGCCGAAGGUGGCGAUAGAGGAAAUAGCGCACCCGACGCCGGGGAUGGAAACAACAAUUCCGCCGAAGGUGGCGAUGGAGGAAAUAGCGCACCCAAUGCUGGGAAUGGAAAUAACAACUCAGCCGAAGGUGGCAAUGAGGGAAAUAGCGCACCCGAUACCGGGGAUGGAAAUAACAACUCA